Molecule: messenger RNA, 330 nt
Organism: Acyrthosiphon pisum (pea aphid)
Lineage: Eukaryota; Metazoa; Arthropoda; Insecta; Hemiptera; Aphididae
Exons: 3
Coding region: 1-330 (109 amino acids)
Biological process (GO): proteasome assembly
Source: RefSeq, a predicted model, not a curated record
AUGAAAUUUAAAACUGUAGCAGCUCUACUGGACGGUGUGCACACAGAUUUUGUAGCGUCGGUUUUCGAGGAUACUACCUUUAUUGCGGUCACUCAAAAUUCAAAACUAGGAACAUUGUACCUGGUCAAGCCGGAAUCUUGUACAUUGGAAGAGCAAGGAUACGACAUAAAAGUGCUAUUUGGCCGAGAAGACGAUAAUCAAACUUCAAGUAUUGUUAGUUUAAUGAGAGCAUUAAACGUUAACAGCAAAACUAUUAUUUCUCUUAUGAUUGAAAACACUAACUUCAGAACUUUAAGAGCUGUACAACAGGUCUUAUCCACACUGAUUUAA